AUGUCUCACAUCUCUAUCCCUAAGAUCCCAAAAACGCAAACCGCAGCCACCGUCCCAAAGCUCGGCGCUGGAGUUAAAUUUGUCUAUGAUUAUCCGGUCCCCCAACCCGGGCAGAAUGAGAUUCUUGCGCAAGUUCUUUACACGGGGGUCUGUCAGAGCGAUCUUCAUACCCAGGCUGGGACCGCCUCUGGACCGGACGGCAACCCGAUAACAAAGAUUAAACUUCCGCACGUUGGUGGACAUGAGGGAAUCGGAAAGAUUAUCGCACUGGGACCCGGCUGCGAUGAAGACAUCAAGAUCGGCAGUUUUGUUGGCAUCAGAUUUGCAAGCCGGGUUUGCAGACGAUGUGAGUUCUGCCUGGCCGGGACUGAACAGUACUGCGUCAAAAGCACAAAUCACCUACAUCACGAGGACGGCAGCUUCCAAGAGUACAUCGCUCUGGAUGCGGGAUACCUCACACUACUUCCAGAUGACAUCGAUCCGGCUAUCAUGGGACCAGUAUUGUGCGCCGGCCUGACAUCAUACAAGGCCGUCAAAAAUGCGAAUGUCAAAGCCGGAGACUCGGUAGUCGUGGUUGGAGCAGGUGGUGGGCUGGGUCACUUGGCAGUUCAGUACGCCCGAGCGCAAGGAGCACUGGUCGUCGCAGUGGAUGGUGGCCUCGAAAAGGGCGGAUUUGUGAAAUCCAUCGGCGCGAGCGACUACAUCGACUUCAAAACCACCCCCAACCUCGUCCAGAAGGUUAAAGAACUCACAAACGGUGGGGCAAACGCUGUCAUUGUAACAGCAGGAAACCCUAAAGCUUUUGCUCAGGCUGCAGACAUGCUCAAAGUCGGUGGCACGCUGAGUUGUGUAGGGAUUCCUCCUGAGAAGAGCUUCAUUGAAACUCCGAUAAGUGCCAUUGUGAUCAAGGGUCUUCACAUCACGGGCAAUCUUGUAGGGUCUCUCAAGGAAUGCUUGGAGGCGGUUGACCUUGUUCGGCGUGGGGUUGUGAAACCGAAGGUUUCAAUUCGCAGCUUCGAAGACCUGCCCGCAGUGUAUGAGGAACUCCAGAAGGGAGAUAUUAUGGGGCGAAUUGUCCUCAAAGUUGCUAAAGACACUGAUUGA
This is a messenger RNA of Lasiodiplodia theobromae, 1104 nucleotides long. RefSeq names its product alcohol dehydrogenase. The coding region runs from base 1 to 1104 and encodes 367 amino acids. The record is from RefSeq and is a predicted model, not a curated record. Lineage: Eukaryota; Fungi; Ascomycota; Dothideomycetes; Botryosphaeriales; Botryosphaeriaceae. The transcript is spliced from 4 exons. Gene Ontology annotation, molecular function: zinc ion binding; oxidoreductase activity.